AUGGCAGCGGAAAUCGAUAAGCUGAACAAAUCAUUCACCAUGGUCUACGAACUUAUUGACAACAAAAUGCUUGCACUACAUACCGCCGUUGAUAAAGAGAUGAGGGAUCUUUCUACCAAAGUAGAAGAAAGGAUAAAAGAACAAGCUAGUCGCACAGAAGAUAGAAUGAAAAAAAUAUUUGAAGAGAGGUUGGUAGAAGUUGAAAGGAAAUUAAACACAAAGGCUGACAACAUCGACACUGAAUACUUGACCGUACACGGUAAAGAUAAAGAACCGGAACCACAUGGUGAGUCCGACAAAUCUUACACUGUUUCGAUGGCCGAUUCAGAUUACGUUUCACCAAAACGUAAACACUUGGCCAGUAAACAACAAAGUCGUGGUGAUUUUGUUUUAAUUACAUCCAACAGUUUUCCAGCCGAACUUGCGAAUGAGACUGAAGAACAAAGUAAUCUUACUAACAUAGCCACCACCAGCGACACAGAUAACCAUAUCGUAACUGAAGAACACAAAGACAUCAAUACCCCUAGCAACCAGGAAAAUAAAUCAAAGGACAUAUACCUAGAAAAUAAGCCAUUGAAUAAUAAUAGCACAGAAGUAAAGAAACUACUCAUUGGUGACUCGUUAACUCGUGACAUUUCAAUUCGCCGUUUUUUUCCCCGCACACAGGCUGACCAUCUACGCAUAUCUACUCUGAGAAAGGCUAGCCAUGAUUUAAACAAAGUACAAUCGACUACGGUAGAUGAAAUUAUAAUACACCUAGGUACUAAUGACUUGAAAGACG
This is a messenger RNA of Saccoglossus kowalevskii, 781 nucleotides long. RefSeq lists its product as uncharacterized. The record is from RefSeq and is a predicted model, not a curated record. NCBI's taxonomy places the organism in Eukaryota, Metazoa, Hemichordata, Enteropneusta, Harrimaniidae.